CGUCGCCCUAAGGCGCGCCGCGGCCUCCUUCCAAAACCCGGAGAAGUGGAUUCUGCGCUCCGCACGGCCUUUCCUAACCGUGGUGUGGCCGAGCGGGUCCAGGCUUGUCGGCAGGAAACUGGGCCCAGCGCCUGGAGGGGGAAGGCGGCCCCGAGCGGGAGCGGACGCGCCGCAGGCCUGCGCGAGUGAGCGUGCCGCGGGCCCCGGCCGCUCGGGCCUCCUUCCCGUCGUGCUCCCUUGCCUCUGGGACGCGGGGCGCUAGGCCGCGGCGAAUAUCAGAGGAUGUUUGUUCCAAGAUCUCUAAAAAUCAAGAGGAAUGCUAAUGAUGACAGCAAAAGUUGUGCAGCUAAGAAAAUUAAAUCAGAUGCAGAAGACCUUCAGCUGGAUGAAGGCAGAGAUGAUUCAACUGAUGCUUUAGUUACAAAAGAAGCCACGACGUCAGACAGGCCCAGCACAGAACCAUGCCCUUUCCCCAGCACAGCUGGCCAGUUGGCUGAGGUUUGUUUGGUUGGACCUGAGCAGGACGCAAAGGAUAGCGAUCUUUCUGAAGAGCCUGUAAAGUCAUUUUCCAAAACACAGCGCUGGGCAGAACCUGGAGAACCUGUCUGUGUUGUUUGUGGUCGUUAUGGAGAGUAUAUCUGCGAUAAGACAGACGAAGAUGUGUGUAGUUUGGAGUGUAAAGCCAAACAUCUUCUGCAAGUAAAGGAAAAGGAAGAGAGAUUAAAACUCAGCAGUCCUCAGAAAGCUGAUUCUGAGCCCGAGGCUCCACUUAAUGCUUUUUAUGUCUAUAAAGAGCACCCCUUUAUUUUGAACCUUCAGGAAGACCAGAUUGAAAAUCUUAAACGGCAGCUAGGAAUUGUAGUUCAAGGGCAAGAUGUCACCAGACCUAUUAUUGACUUUGAGCAUUGUGGUUUCCCUGAGGCCUUAAAUCUCAACUUGAAGAAAUCGGGCUAUGAAGUUCCAACCCCCAUCCAAAUGCAGAUGAUUCCUGUAGGACUCCUGGGAAGAGACAUUCUGGCCAGUGCGGAUACUGGCUCAGGAAAAACAGCCGCUUUUCUUCUUCCUGUUAUCACUCGAGCUUUAUGUGAGAGCAAAACUCCAUCUGCACUCAUUCUUACACCAACAAGAGAAUUAGCCAUUCAGAUAGAGAGCCAAGCUAAAGAAUUGAUGAGUGGUCUGCCACGCAUGAAAACUGUGCUUCUGGUAGGGGGCUUACCCUUACCUCCACAGCUUUAUCGUUUGCGACAACAUGUUAAGGUUAUCAUUGCAACUCCUGGGCGACUUCUGGAUAUAAUAAAACAGAGCUCUGUAGAACUCCGUGGUAUAAAAAUUGUAGUAGUAGAUGAAGCUGAUACCAUGUUAAAGAUGGGCUUUCAACAGCAAGUGCUUGACAUUUUGGAAAACGUUCCUAAUGAUUGUCAGACCAUUUUGGUUUCAGCUACAAUUCCAGCUAGCAUAGAACAACUAGGAAGCCAGCUUCUGCAUAAUCCUGUGAGAAUUAUCACUGGGGAAAAGAACCUGCCUUGUUCCAGUGUGCGCCAGAUUAUUUUGUGGGUAGAAGAACCAGCCAAAAAGAAAAAAUUGUUUGAAAUCUUAAAUGAUAGGAAACUCUUCAAGCCUCCAGUGUUAGUAUUUGUGGACUGCAAGCUGGGAGCAGAUCUGCUGAGUGAGGCAGUGCAGAAAAUCACUGGUCUAAAAAGUGUGUCUAUACAUUCGGAGAAGUCACAAACAGAAAGGAAAAACAUUUUGAAGGGAUUACUUGAAGGAGACUAUGAAGUUGUGGUGAGCACCGGAGUCCUGGGACGAGGCCUGGACUUGAUCAGUGUCAGGCUGGUUGUCAAUUUCGAUAUGCCUUCAAGUAUGGAUGAGUACGUGCAUCAGGUUGGAAGAGUGGGGAGAUUAGGCCAAAAUGGAACAGCGAUUACUUUCAUCAAUAACAAUUCAAAAAGACUCUUCUGGGAUAUUGCAAAAAGAGUAAAACCCACAGGAUCCAUUCUUCCCCCACAGUUACUAAACUCCCCUUACCUUCACGACCAGAAAAGAAAGGAACAACAGAAAGAUAAACAGACACAGAAUGAUCUGGUUACAGGUGCUAAUCUUAUGGACAUUAUUAGAAAACAUGAUAAAAGUAAUUCUCAAAAAUGACUUGUUAUACCACUGAACAAUUUUUUAUUGUGUAUGUUGUCCAUGAAAUUUCUGUAUCUUAUUACUGUAUGGUUCGAAUCAAUGGGACAUGUACAUGAAGCAAAAAAAAUUUAACAUAAUUUAAAUUUUUUUAAUUGAAUAUCAGAUUUAUACCACAGUAUUAUAUUUAUUUCCCUUUAGCUCUCAUAUAUUAAGAAAAAAUCGGAAAAUGAAUUGCUAAAUAAAAUAAAUUUUUUCUGUCUAGACAAAGCCUUUUUUUUUCCCCCAGUACUCUUGGAGCUGCUGUCAGAGCUGGACACCUGCACAGCGAGCAGUCAGACUCAGAAUGGUGAUAGUUUUGUUUAGUGUCCCCAGAGCACUGUGGGCACAUUGGCACUUGGGUCAUUGUUGAAUAAAUGAAUGUUAGGAAGAAAGUAAAUGAUGAAACUGGAAGAAAUGAUUGGUGCUUCUUUAAAAGAUCAGUGUGAAAUAUGUUUUAUUCUCAGUUGUUUUCCCUUCAGCUUGGUAAACAUUUUUUAAUAUAA
This is a messenger RNA of Felis catus (domestic cat), 2669 nucleotides long. It is a transcript of the gene DDX59, whose product is annotated as DEAD-box helicase 59. The coding region runs from base 283 to 2145 and encodes 620 amino acids. Lineage: Eukaryota; Metazoa; Chordata; Mammalia; Carnivora; Felidae. Gene Ontology annotation, molecular function: nucleic acid binding; ATP binding; RNA helicase activity. The record is from RefSeq and is a predicted model, not a curated record. The transcript has 8 exons.